Messenger RNA from Ctenocephalides felis (cat flea), 291 nucleotides. Its product is annotated as granzyme F-like. The record is from RefSeq and is a predicted model, not a curated record. The coding region runs from base 1 to 291 and encodes 96 amino acids. Lineage: Eukaryota; Metazoa; Arthropoda; Insecta; Siphonaptera; Pulicidae. The transcript has 2 exons. Gene Ontology annotation, biological process: proteolysis. Gene Ontology annotation, molecular function: serine-type endopeptidase activity.
AUGGCUCUCGUCCCUCAUCCUCGUUAUGAUAGCCGCGAUCAAAAUUACAAUGUAGGUUUAAUUAUGAUAACAAAGGAUUUCAAUGAAACUAGAAGAAGCCGACCUGCCAAGCUCGUAGAGGCAAAUGUCGACUUGCCUGUAGGCUCCUUUGUCACAGCUACUGGAUGGGGAUCUGAAACGAUACCAGGAGCACCUAUGUCAGAAAAUCUUAGAGCAAUAUCUUUGCACGUCAUUGAUAAUCAAGAAUGUCUUGAAAAAAAUCAAGAGUUGAUUGAUGUCACAGACAAGUAA